AUGAAAUAAGAUUUAGUUAAGAACUUAGAUUCAUCAAAAUAGGGAAUCAGUAAUCACCAAAAAGCAAAUGAACAUUAUAAGAAAUCACAAGUAAAAUGAUUCACCAUAAUAAAUAAGUUUUUAAAAGAAAAUAAUAAGAUUGAAGAAGCUAUUAACGAAGUUAGUAAUUCUUUAAAAUUUAAUACUUAAUUUAACGAAGCCUAUACUUUAAGAGGUAUUGUUUCAAUAUAUAUUUUAGGGGAAUUAUAUUUAGAAAAAAAUUAAUUAAAGGAAGCAUUUAAUGAUUUUAAUAAGGCAAUAGAACUUAAUUAAACAGCAUCAGAAAACUAUUAUUUUAGAGGUAUUAAUUAAUUAAAAUCUUAGGAACUAUCUUUUGGAAAUAAGAAAAGUUUGAAAAAUCCUUAGAAGAUUGUUAGAAAGCAAUAAGAUUAAAUCCAAAAUAUGCGUUAGCUUACAAUAGAAUAGGUUUGAUAAAUUAAAUGAAUAUAAGGAACUGUGUUGGUUGAUUAAGGAAAAUAAUCAGAUGCUAUGGUUUAAUACACAAAAGCUAUAGAGAUUGAUCCUAAAUGUGAAUAUGCUUAUAUGAAUAGAGGUAAUAUAAUAUUUAAUAAUUAGGUUUGUUAUUUGAAGAUCUAAAAUAAAAUGAUAGAGCUUUAGAUGAUUAUAAUACAGCAAUAAAAUUAAAUCCAGAGCGUUCGGUUGCAUAUAAUAAUCGAGGUUUAAAUAUAUAUUUUUAUGAAUAUAGGUAUCUUAUUAUUUUAUAUUGGGAAAUUCUAAGAAGCUCUUAUGGAUUAUGAUUAAGCAAUAAAAAUAAAUCCUUUAAAUGUAGGUGUUUUCAAUAAUAGAGGUUAAAUCGAAUCUCAUAUUUAGCUCGUUUAUUUUCGAUGAUUGGUUAAUAAGAUAAUGCUCUAAAAGAUUUAAAUAAGGCUUUAGAAAUAAACCCAGAACAUCCUAAUUCCUUUAAUAAUAGAGGUAAGAGAAAUUGUCUAUAUUGUUAGGAUAAUUAUUUUCAGAAAAAGAAUAAUAUGAUUUGGCUAUUAAGGAUUUCAAUAAAGCAAUAGAAUUAAAUCCCUAACAUGCUUUGGCUUAUUUUAAUAGAGGUAUUCGAUUGAAUAUAAGAAAGCUAAUCUUUAUGAAGUAACUGAAUAAAGAGAAAAAGCUCUUAAGGAUUAUAAUAAAGCAAUAGAACUUGAUCCUGAGUAUCCAAGUUCUUAUAACAAUAGAGGUAUAUUAUUUAAUAGAAUAAAGGCAUGCUUUUAAAAAUAAUAGGUAAAAGUGAAGAAGCCUUAUAAGAUUAUCAAAAGGCUAUUAUGUUAAGCUCAAAUAAUCCACUUUAUUUUGCUAAUAUUGGAGAUAUUUAUUAUUCUAAUUAAUCUUAUCAUUAGGCUACUUAGUAUUAUAAUCAAUCUUUACUAUUAUUAUAAUAGUUAACUCUUUAACUUCAAACUGAACUGAAUUUAACUAAUGAUAAUCUUUCAUUUAUUAAAGGAAAAAUUGAAAUAUUAUUAUUAAUAUAAUAGGAUAUUAAUAAAAUUAAAAGUGAUCUUGAGUUAUUACCUGGAAAAUUCCAAAAAAAUAAAAAAGUUUCAAUAUUAUACUCUGAAAAAAUUAAUAAUAUUGAAUAACAAGUUAUUAAGAAGUUAAAUACAAGUUCCUCAAAAGAAUAUUAAUAUUAAUAGUAGAAUUUAUUAGAAACAUUAAGAGAAAUGUAAUUAGAUUUGAAAAUUGUUAGAAAAGAAAUUAUUUAACUUAAAUAAGAGAAUGUAGAAUUAAGAUAAAAAAUUUAGUAACUUGAAUUCUAAGAUAGAUAUAUAAUUGAUUAAUCUAUGGUUGAACUCAAAAAAUAAGAAAAUUAACAUUAAUUUAUUUAUUAUAAAGCUUUAUUUUGGCGUUUAUAUUAUUAUUUAUAAGCUAUGGCAUAAAUAUCUACUGAUUUAUACUAAUUUAAUAAGGAUGCUAUGAUAGAGAGUACUUCUGAAAAUGUUAUGAAUAUAGUUUAAAAGGUUUUUAAUGUUGGUACUUCUGCUUUAGGAUCAGUACCUAUAGUAGGAAAUACAUUUAUGAUAAUAAAUGCAGCUUUAGAUUUUACAUUAGAGUAUAAAAAAGAAAAUAAAUUUAAAAGAAGAUUAAUACGGCUUAAUAAUAUACUUAGAAUAUUUGCAAUUAAUCCAUCUGAUUUAGAAAUAGAAGUACAAAUGGCAGCAAUUUAAUUAAGUAAAUAAUAAGAAAAGAAUUUUAAAUAAAAAUAAAAAUCUUAAUUUACAGAAUUUGUUGAUUAACUUGCCCAAAAAGAAAAUUAAAUCUAUGAAUCAAAUUUUCAUUGGUAAAAUGGAACUGAAGAUGCUUUAUACAUUUUAAAAUAUUUAGAAGAAAAUAAUAGUUAAAUAUUAGGGGAAAAUUUUGAACAAAAAAAAUUAAGAGAAAUACUUGUUGAAGCAGUCAAAUAAAAUUAAGAAGAUUACAUAAUUUCAAGUUAAAAUAAUUAAAGUAAAUAGGUUGAAAGAGUUUCUUCUGGUUGUUCACCCUGUCUUAUUUAUUGA
Molecule: messenger RNA, 2540 nt
Organism: Paramecium sonneborni
Lineage: Eukaryota; Ciliophora; Oligohymenophorea; Peniculida; Parameciidae
Source: the annotation of a GenBank genome assembly